Molecule: messenger RNA, 1714 nt
Organism: Mya arenaria
Lineage: Eukaryota; Metazoa; Mollusca; Bivalvia; Myida; Myidae
Exons: 5
Coding region: 264-875 (203 amino acids)
Cellular component (GO): nucleus; cytoplasm
Source: RefSeq, a predicted model, not a curated record
GAAAUAGUUUCGGAAACAACAAUGGCCGAGGAGCUCCGAAUGGUUAAUUCACUAUUAUCACAUGACUUACAAAAUGGCAGCCCCUAGGUUCUGUGAUGGGUUCUGCUUAUUUUUAAUUUUGUGAAGAAAGGUUUUAUAAAAUGGCUAUACUGCCAUAACGUUUCUUCCACCAAGCUGGAGAAUACCAUUUAGUUAUGUUGAAUGAUUGAUUGAAACAAUCACACCAAUACAGUGGACUAUAAAGAAAUAGGGAACAAACAAAGAUGGCAUCAAGCUUAGAUGAAAGUAUAGACCUGAAGAAACAGUUUCACACCACACUGGCAUUGGUCAGAACAAUUUCUGCAUUUUUAACAGAGAUGGAAAAUGUGUGCAAGCCUCAUGUUGACAGAAUUUCAAACUUACUUGAGCAAUACCAAUGCUGUGCUGAUGUUGACCCAUUACUUCUGCCAAGAAAAGUGGACUUCAUGGAUAUCAAAAAGAAACUGCUGUUUAAAAUCACCCAGGAAAUAAACAAAGAAAUUGAUGCUGUUCUUGUCUUUGUGCGGAAACUGGGGCAUUACUCAGACAGGCUUUGUCACCACUGUGAUCACUGUAUGAGCCGUUACAGAAGUAGCUUCUCCACCAUGGACACAGAAAUUGUCACACAAGCCUCACCCAAACAGCCAUCCAUCACGGACAUUCUGGAGAUGUUGGACGAGUGUUGUCGUGGUGUGCGGGAGAGGUUCCUGUGUAAGCAGCUCCUUCUGACUUCACUGGACUCUGCCCACCCAAGGGUGGGGGAUUCCCUGGGGAGAGACUGGGGGGAAGGGGAUAGGGCGGUAUGCAGUCAUCUUACAGAGUGCCUUACGGUGUGUGGGGAUGUUUUAGGAUCAUAAUUUGAGACACUUUAUGGAUAUUUCAUCAUGUUGGAAAUACCGAAGGCUGGAUUUGUUGUUUGUUUGAACAAGAUGAGACCAGAUACUACCACUCUGGGUAGUAACUUGAGCAAGACCCAUAGUGCAGGUGAUAUGUGCUGCAGGUGAUGUGCGCUGCAGGUGAUGUGUGCUGCAGGUGAUGUGCUGCAGCUGAUGAGCUGCAGUUGGGGUGCUGCAGGUGAUGUGUGCUGGAGGCGAUGUGCUGCAGGUGGUUUGCUGCAGGUAGUGUGGUUUGAGUCAAGCUACUUGGACUAAAGUGUUUCUCUUUGGAGCGUAUCUUAAUUUUCUUGAAUAGACAAUAAAAUGUGUGAUACAUGGGCAUAUCUUGGUUAAUUAAAAAUCUUUCUAUGUUUGCUUAAAACAUUAAUACAUUCAGAUUGAAAGCUGUCUAGGCAGGCAAUAUUAACCUUGUUGGCAAAGAUGAUUUCAAAGUUAUAGAACCUAUAAACAGGGCUUACAAAUUUGAACUGGAAGUAUGAACCAUGGCAUUUGAGGAGCAUCCAUCACUUCCAGCGAUACUCUUGUUUUAAUAUUUGUCACCUUAAACAUGUCAACUUCAAAAAGUUUGGAGUCAAACAAUUCUUUUUGAUAGAAUACUUAUAUAUAUAUUUUGAAUGUCGAAACCUUCACAUUUGAAAAUUAUGAAAGCCUGGCAUUGAAGGAAACAGAGAUUACAAAAAAAUAUAUGUGCGCAGACUUUGUAGUAUUUUGUUAUGAUGUAAAAUAUGCAAUAAAAUAUUUCUCCGAUGUUUAUUAUAUGUUCAUGUAACAUGUACUCCUUGAAUAAAUACAAAACAAUG